This is a messenger RNA of Xyrauchen texanus (razorback sucker), 6868 nucleotides long. Its product is annotated as 1-phosphatidylinositol 4,5-bisphosphate phosphodiesterase beta-4-like. The coding region runs from base 521 to 4201 and encodes 1226 amino acids. The transcript is spliced from 40 exons. The record is from RefSeq and is a predicted model, not a curated record. Gene Ontology annotation, biological process: lipid metabolic process; phosphatidylinositol-mediated signaling. Gene Ontology annotation, molecular function: phosphatidylinositol-4,5-bisphosphate phospholipase C activity; calcium ion binding. NCBI's taxonomy places the organism in Eukaryota, Metazoa, Chordata, Actinopteri, Cypriniformes, Catostomidae.
UUUCAGAUAAACGCGUCUUGUUUUAAGAAUCUUGCGAUAUUUUAGUUUGUUGUUGUUGUUGUUUACUGUAAAAGGAGACAGAAAUGUUGCACAUAGUAAAUGCAGUGCAUGUUUGUGUGCGUCACACCUGCUCUCGUGAACGCGCUCUCUCUCUGCCACCUGUUCACGUGCACGCGCUGGUGGAUUGUCACGUGGUCACGUGUCUGUUGGUUCACUCAUGAUGAAUAUUCCUCAAUCGGUGUCAGAAGAGGGAACUUUGGGAUGUUAAUGCUUUGAAGAGUUUUUACCUUUAUGCGCAGCAUCUUUCUAAUGCAUGAAACUACUUCUGGAGAGAAUAAAUGUAUGUUUGAGGUGGUGAAGAUGGUCAUAUCAACACAACUUUAAUUAUCAGCUGAAUAAAGAUGUCGCUCGUCCCUUGAAUCACUUUCUGCUCAACUGGAAGUGAUCCACUGUUGUCCUCAGCCAAUCAGAUUGUCCGUAUUUGACCUUCCUCCUCCUGCCCGGAGCAUACGCAGUCAUCAUGACUAAAUCAUACCAGUUUAACUGGCAGAAACAUGUGCCGGAGUUCCUGCAGGAGGGAGCUGUGUUUGACCGAUUCGAUGAGGACCCCUUCGUGUUUGAGCCCAGCUGCCAUUUCAAAGUGGACGAGUUCGGCUUCUUUCUCACCUGGAAAAGUGACGGAAAGGAAGGACAAGUUCUGGAAUGUUCUCUGAUCAACAGCAUUCGUCCUGGAGUCGUGUGGAAGGAUGCUAAGAUUGUGGCGUCGCUGGAGGCCGCGGGGAAGAAUGAAACCGAUCUGGACGGUCGCAUCAUCUGCGUGUGCAGCGGGCCGGAUCUGGUCAACCUCAGCUGCAUGUACAUGGUGACUGACAACGCCGACACGGCCAAGAAAUGGAUGGAGGGCCUGAAAUCCGUGAUACACAACUUCAAAGCGAAUAACGUUUGUCCAAUGACGUGUCUGAAGAAACUUUGGAUGAGACUGUCGUUCCUCACAAACAUUAAUGGGAAAAUCCCUGUGAGAGGUAUAACACGGACGUUCGGCUCAGGGAAAACUGAGAAGGGAAUCUUCCAGGCGCUGAAGGAGCUCGGGCUGCCCAGCGGGAAGAAUGAAGAAAUUGAACAUUCAGCGUUCACGUUUGAUAUAUUCUACUCGCUCACGCAGAAGAUCUGCCCCCGUACAGACAUCGAAGAGCUUUUCAAACAGAUCAACGGAGACAAAAGUGAUUAUUUAACCAUAGAGCAGUUAGUCAGCUUUCUGAAUGAAAACCAGCGAGACCCUCGACUCAAUGAAAUUCUCUUUCCCUUUUAUGAUGCCAAACGAGUUACGCAGAUCAUCGAGAAGUACGAGAGAGACGGCGACUUGAAGAAGAAAGGUCACAUGUCGUGUGACGGAUUCUGUCGGUAUCUGAUGUCGGAUGAGAAUGCGCCGGUGUUUCUGGACCGUUUGGAUCUGUGUCAGGAGAUGGAUCAACCGCUGGCUCAUUAUUUAAUCAGCUCCAGUCACAACACGUAUCUGACCGGACGACAGUUUGGUGGGAAGUCUUCAGUGGAGAUGUACAGACAGGUGCUGCUCUCUGGCUGCAGGUGUGUUGAGUUGGACUGUUGGGAUGGUAAAAGUGAAGAUCAGGAGCCGAUCAUAACUCACGGGAAAGCCAUGUGUACUGACAUCCUGUUCAAGGACGUAAUUCAAGCCAUAAAGGAAACAGCAUUUGUGAUGUCUGAAUAUCCUGUUAUCCUCUCAUUUGAGAAUCACUGCAGUAAAGUGCAGCAGUAUAAGAUGGCGAAAUACUGUGAGGACAUUUUCGGCGAUCUGUUACUGAAGCACCCGUUGGAGGGAUUUCCAAUUGAAGCCGGUCAGCCAUUACCGUCACCAAACGACCUCAAACGAAAAAUACUCAUCAAAAACAAACGAUUAAAACCUGAAGUGGAACAGAAACAGUUGGAGUCGUUUAAGAAGCACAUGGAAGCUGGUGAGAUGAGUUUACAGACUGGAGAAGAUGAGAAUGAUGAAGAUUUAGACAGCGCGGUGGACAGUAAAGAUCUGAACUCUGACCUGAAGAACAUCAACAGUCUGUCUGUGUCAGAAGAGCUCAGUGAAGCCGAUCACCAGGACAACAGCAUCAGGAAGAGGAUCACAGAUGAUGAUGUCACAGAGAUUUCAGAAGUGACGGAGAUUACAGACGCAACGGACAUCUCUGAAGCUUCUGACCUGGACAAUAAAAAGAAGGGUGUAGAAUCGGCAGAAGACGCAGACGCCGAGCAGCAGUUAAUCGCCUCGUACAAGUAUGAAGGAGCGACGACCAACAUUCACCCGUAUCUGUCGGGGAUGGUGAACUACGCUCAACCGGUCAAGUUCCAGAGCUUUGAAGUGGCAGAAGAGAGAAACAUUCAUCACAACAUGUCGUCCUUUAAUGAAUCUGUUGGUUUGGGAUAUCUGAAGACAAACGCCAUCGAGUUUGUGAACUACAACAAGCGGCAGAUGAGCCGGAUCUAUCCGAAAGGCGGCCGCGUGGACUCCAGUAAUUACAUGCCACAGAUCUUCUGGAACGCCGGAUGCCAGAUGGUGUCGCUCAACUUCCAGACUCCAGAUUUGGGCAUGCAGCUGAAUCAGGGAAAGUUUGAGUACAACGGCGCAUGCGGGUAUCUUCUGAAGCCAGAUUUCAUGCGGCGUGCCGAUCGGAUGUUUGAUCCGUUCUCAGAGACGCCGGUAGACGGAGUGAUCGCCGCCACCUGCAGCGUUCAGGUGUUCUCAGGUCAGUUUUUAUCAGAUAAGAAGAUCGGCACGUAUGUGGAGGUGGACAUGUAUGGCCUUCCCACAGACACCAUCAGGAAAGAGUUCAAGACUCGUAUGGUGAUGAAUAACGGACUGAACCCGUAUUACAACGAGGAGCCGUUCGUCUUCAGGAAGGUGAUAUUGCCCGAUCUGGCCGUGUUGCGUAUCGCGGUAUAUGAUGAUAAUAAUAAGCUGAUCGGUCAGAGGAUCCUGCCGUUGGACGGUCUGCAGGCGGGUUACAGACACAUCUCACUGCGCAACGAAGGAAACAAACCGCUCUCGCUGCCCACCGUCUUCUGUAACAUCGUACUCAAGACUUACGUACCCGACGGCUUCGGGGCUAUUGUUGACGCUCUUUCUGAUCCAAAGAAAUUCCUCACCAUCGCUGAGAAACGUGCCGACCAAAUGCGAGCGCUUGGAAUCGAAACGAGUGACAUCGCAGAUGUCCCAAACGAAAACUCUAAGAGUGAUAAGAAAGGUAAAAUCAGUCAGGCGAAAACAAACGUGACGCCGCAGAUGAGCUCCGAGAUGAACUCAAUGACGAACAACAUCGGCGAGACCAAACGUGAUAAUUCUGCAAUUAUAAAUCAAGUAAACAUUGAAGAUUUGAAACAAAUGAAGACGUUCAUGAAACUGAUGAAGAAACAGCAGAAGGAACUGAACACGUUAAAGAAACGACACGCCAAGGAACACAACUCCAUGCAGAAGUCUCACUGCUCUCAGGUGGAUAAAAUGAUCGCACAACACGACAAGGAGAAAUUCACACUGGAGAAACUUCUAGAGAAAGCCAUCAAGAAGAAAGGAGAAAACAACUGUUCAGAGUUAAAGAAGGAAACGGCGAUUAAAGUGGAGAUGCUCACGACAGACCAUAAAGAGAAGGUGAAGGACAUCGUAGCGCAGCACACUAAAGAGUGGUCCGAGAUGAUCAACACGCACACUACAGAGGAACAGGAAAUGAAGGACGGUCAUGUGACUCAACAGUGUGACGUCCUGCGCAAGCUGCUGGCCAGCGUUCAGGAACAACAGACGCUUCAACUGAAACUCGUGCAUGAACGGCAAAGCAAAGAAAUGAAGGCGAAUCAGGCGAAGUCAUCGAUGGAGAACAGCAAAGCCAUCAGUCAGGACAAGAGCAUCAAAAAUAAAGCCGAGCGCGAGAGGAGAGUUCGCGAGCUGAACAGCAGUAACACUAAAAAGUUUCUCGAAGAGAGAAAAAGGUUGGCGAUGAAACAGGCGAAAGAGAUGGAGCAGCUACAGAAAAACCAGCGAGAACAACUGGAGAAACUGGAGAAAUUCAACGAGCAGCUUUUGAAAUCACACCAUGCAAACAGUCCGACUCAAGGCCAAGGACAUGCAGAAGAUGGUGAAGCUGGAGGAGGAGAUGGACCGCAGACCAGCCACAGUGGUGUAACGCCUUCACCUGACAACUGACACGAGAGAGAGCGAACGCCACCUCGCCAACACAAUCCGACAGAAGCCCCACAAAUCUACAUCACUGCCCUCAACGCGACUGACCCGGAAAUCCCAAAUCUCACCCUAUGUUACAUGUGUCCUGUUCAGCUCAGAGUCUCUUCUGUGUCACGCUCCUCACGCCUGCAGUCUGUACAUCUGUAACCCCGCCCCCUUCUCCCAACCUCAGCUCUAGCCCCGCCUCUGCAGCUGUGUUCAGCCAAUCCCAGCCAUAACUCCGCCCACGCUGCUAUAAACACUCCCACGGCCGUGUUCACUCACUGAUGCUUUGAAGACACCCCUCGAGGGUCAGACACACCAUAUGCGUUUUUAUAAUCCAGAGCGGCUUUUACAUCCCCUACUUAGUGAGCAUACUGGUCUGCAGUCUUCACAUCAGUUGCUCGACCACUCGAACACUUUUCUCUUAAUGGAGCUAGUUAACCGUAGCAGCAAACGUGCGAAUGUUGUGAGCACGAUCUGUGUGAACGUUACUCACGUGUCCGGAGCACUUUAUAUGUGAUAGAGACGAUCUUUGAAUAUGUAGCAGAGCGCUAGUUUAUCUCUGUACAGGACGAAUGUAGAGCGAAACCAGAUCACAAACCGUUCUAGUGUGAAUGCAACCAAACGCCAUCACUGCGAUACUUCUUAAACUGCUGUACUCGUUUAACGAGCAAUUUGUUCUUGUACGUUUGUAAGAUACAGUUCAGAUGUGCACGCCAUUUUACUUCAAAUGAUUUUAGAUGUGAAACUUUUUAAGACUCUCAACAUCCCUCAGUCAGUGUGAGUCUCUUAAUCUUUAUGUUUAUGGCUGUUAAUGUGUUCACAGCGCUGGACCUGUUUGAAGACACUUGGUGUGUUUAGUGCAUGAGGAGUAUUGAGCGGGACAGGUGCAGGAAGUAGCGAAGCGUCACACCUGUGUCCUUCAGGUCCUGUACUGUACGGUGCUAUAAACAAAGACCUUGUGCAGCUGGACACGUCAACAUGUCUCAUUAUUUCUGACAUCACACUGAACUUGUGUUGCGUUUUUGCUUUUAUACAUUUUUAUUUUUUAGAAGUAAGCUAUUGGUACUUGUUAAAAGAAAGAGUUUAUUGUAUAUUCUGGGUUAAAUGUGCUUAUAUUGACCGAACGUUUGAGGGUUUUGGGAUCAUAUGUAUAUUGGUUCUUGUGUUUUUGCUUCUUUACGUUCAUGUUUUCAAGUGUUUGCUGGUGAUCACGUCUCGCUUACAAACAUGCCACUAUAUGACAGGACAUCACAUUAUUAUACAAAUGCCAACAUAAGGGUUAUUUAUAUACAGAUACAUGUAUACAUAUAGAAAGUAUAUGAUUAAAUACGGCGAGUACUUUAAGACUGCUUUUUGUUUCUUAGAAGCUUUUUGCACUAGCUGAAUGUUUGUCUUCAUGUAGAUUUGCUGUAUAUUAUAGUUUGCGAGAAAAGCGGAUUAUUUUUGCAGAACUGUCGCUCUGAAUCUCAUGUUUCUAUCGGUCUGCUGUAGUCUGUAGCGAAUGCAUCAUGCUGUGGGUGCGUUUGUAUUUAUAUCGUAUUUGUCCAAAUUCUAGCAAUGAAAAUACUUUUAAAAAAUCCUGUUGUUAUCUGCUACUUUAAUACUGUUUUAUAGUAUGUGUACCAAUAAACGAUCCCAGGUGUUAAAUGGAAAUCGUUUGCAUUUAUUGUCUUGUGACUGUGUUUUGUGCUAAAUGAAUAUAGUUCUUAUAUGCUGUCCUUGUGUAGCUUCGCAUAGAUUUAAAGGUACAGUAAGCGAUUUUAGGUAUUACUAUCUUUUAUUAGAUUAAUUAUGUGUUCAUGGCGCACUCUUGCUCAGACAUCUUGGUGCCAGGAGUAUUUUUCCCAUUCGUUUUUUCCACAGUGAUUAAAAACUAUUAUUUAAUAAAAGAGAUCUAAAUGAACCAGCUCUGAGGAGAAUCACAACAUUAUAUACUUUGAUUUGAAGCAAAAAAGUGUUUGAAAAUCGGACAAUAGUACAAAUCUGUGUACUUUUACUGUCUUUAAUGAGGGAAUGGACUAAAAUCCCAUGUGAAUGACAUAAUUGGAUUAAACGUUAAGGAAAUAUAUAAAACUAUUAAAGUUGUUGAAUGUAUGUAAAGAAGAGGUAUAAUUCAAUCAGUACAGAUACAAAUUAGGGCUGUCAGAAUGAACACAUUAACGUAUGCGAUUAACACAUUUACCGUUAAUAAAGCAUAAACCAGCAUAAACACUUUUUGGGAGGGCAGAACUUUUGAGGCGUCCAUCCGCAGUCAUUACACACUGACAUACACACAACAGUGAUUCUGUGUCGGUGAUAAAUGAUGGAGAAAUGAUCUCAACGCUAUUUAAUGUACAAAACAAGACCAGAUGGGACCUAUGUAAGGUGUAUUUUAAUCACCACAGAAGAACACCAAAUCUUAACUAUCAGCAAACACAGAAUGAAUGUGUUUGAUGCACUGACCCGAAUCACAAACGCAUAGGACCACGUACAGCCGCAGUCUACCGGCAGAUUUAUAUUGUGGAAGAUGUGACAUUUAAUGUCCAUUGCAAUAAAUAUACAACCUAUGGGGAGACUCGUCCUUUCAAUCACUCAAACUCCCCCUUUCAGUUUGGGAAACGGUUAAUGUUACUUGAAUCGGGAUAUUUUAGAGCAUUUCUAUCUUUA